AUGGCGCAGAUUCAGGUUCCGCAACAGGCACCGGUUUCCGGUCCAAACGGCGUCGCUCCGGGAUCCGGAGGAGCGCAAUUCAUGCUCACAUCUCUCUAUGUCGGCGAUCUUGAUGUUACUGUCACCGAUGAGCAGCUUUACCAACUGUUUAGCCAGGCGGCUCCGGUUGCUUCAGUGAGGGUUUGCCGGGACUUGGCCACCGGCCGCUCUCUUGGCUAUGGCUAUGUCAAUUAUAACAACCUUCGUGAUGCGGCUAGGGCAGUGGAUUUACUGAAUUUCACUCCGCUGAAUAAUAAGUCCAUCCGUGUCAUGUAUUCUCAGCGUGAUCCUAGUCUUCGUAAGACUGGUACCGCAAACAUAUUUAUUAAGAAUCUGGACAAGUCUAUCGAUCACAAAGCAUUACAUGAUACAUUUUCUUCAUUUGGCAACAUUCUUUCGUGCAAGAUAUCUACUGAUAGUUUUGGCCAGUCUAAAGGCUAUGGUUUUGUACAAUUUGACAAUGAAGAAUCUGCUCAAAAUGCGAUCGACAAAUUAAAUGGCAUGUUGAUUAAUGACAAGCAGGUCUAUGUUGGACGUUUCCUUAGAAAGCAGGAAAGAGAGACUGCGUUGAAUAAGGCCAAAUUCAAUAAUGUUUAUGUGAAAAAUCUUUCCAAGUCUACAACAGAUGAAGAUCUGAAAACAAUUUUUGGAGAGUAUGGCAAAAUUACUAGUGCUGUAGUUAUGAGGGAUGCAGAUGGGAAAUCAAAGUGUUUUGGAUUUGUCAACUUUGAAAAUGCUGAUGAUGCUGCUAAAGCUGUUGAAGCUCUUAAUGGAAAGAAAUUUGAAGACAAAGAGUGGUAUGUUGGAAAAGCACAGAAAAAAUAUGAAAGAGAGCAUGAGCUAAAAGCUCAAUUUGAGCAAACAAUGAAGGAAGCUGCAGAUAAAUCUCAGGGUGCAAAUUUAUACAUUAAGAACUUAGAUGAUAGUAUUGGUGAUGAAAUGUUGAAGGAACUUUUUUCUGAGUUUGGAACCAUUACUUCAUGCAAGGUUAUGCGUGACCCUAGUGGAAUUAGUAAGGGCUCUGGGUUUGUUGCAUUUUCGACUCCUGAAGAAGCCUCUGGUGCUCUUGCUGAGAUGAAUGGCAAAAUGGUUGUUAGCAAACCGCUUUAUGUUGCAGUGGCACAAAGGAAAGAAGAGAGAAGAGCAAGGCUACAGGCUCAGUUUUCUCAAAUGAGACCGCUUAACCCUUCAGUUGCUCCUCGUAUGCCAAUGUACCCUCCUGGUGCUCCAGGAUUUGGCCAACAAUUUUUAUAUGGUCAAGCACCUCCUGCCAUGCUUCCUCCACAAGCUAGUUUUGGUUAUCAGCAGCAACUGCUUCCUGGAAUGAGGCCUGGUGGCCCCCCUGUACCAAACUUCUUUGUUCCCAUGGUACAGCAAGGUCAGCAGGGCCAGCGCCCAGGUGGACGACGAGGAACUGGUGCUGUCCAACAGAAUCAGCAACCAAUGCCAUUGAUUCAGCAGCAGAUGAUGCCUAGGGGACGUGCCUAUCGCUAUCCCCCUGGUCAUAACAUGCCUGAAGUCCCUCUGUCUAAUGUUGGUGGAGGCAUGCUUUCUGUUCCAUAUGACAUGGGUGGCAUGCCCUUGCGAGAUGCUGGCAUCGGACAGCAUAUGCCAAUUCCAGCUUUGGCUACAGCUCUUGCAAAUGCGACACCUGAACAGCAAAGGACGAUGCUAGGUGAAAGCUUGUACCCCCUUGUUGAACGGCUUGAGCGGGAUGCAGCAGCCAAGGUUACAGGCAUGCUUCUGGAGAUGGACCAAACUGAGGUUUUGCAUCUCCUUGAAUCCCCAGAAGCCUUGAAGGCUAAAGUAGCUGAAGCCAUGGAGGUGUUGAGGAGUGUUGCUGCCCAGCAGCAGGCCAACAAUCCAGCCGACCAUCUGGCUUCACUAUCCCUGAACGAUAACCUCGUUUCUUGAAUGGCUGAGGAUUUGGGGUCUAAUUUUCUUGGCAGGGACGUGGCUUGACCUCUUUUAUCAGAACUGGGCUAUCUUCAGUUUAUUAUUAGGGUUGAUGUUUGGAACUCUUAUCUAUGCUUUGUUUUUGUCGGUUGUUAGGGCUUCUGAUACUUGCUAGACAUGGUUUGUUUUGGUUUGGCCUUUAAGUUUUUUAAACUGGUUUGUUAUGGAUAUUAUAAGUUUGUCUGAUGCAUUAAAAUUUGCAUUUA
This is a messenger RNA of Hibiscus syriacus, 2201 nucleotides long. RefSeq names its product polyadenylate-binding protein 2-like. Gene Ontology annotation, molecular function: poly(A) binding; mRNA 3'-UTR binding; poly(U) RNA binding. Gene Ontology annotation, cellular component: cytosol; nucleus; ribonucleoprotein complex. The transcript is spliced from 9 exons. The record is from RefSeq and is a predicted model, not a curated record. NCBI's taxonomy places the organism in Eukaryota, Viridiplantae, Streptophyta, Magnoliopsida, Malvales, Malvaceae. The coding region runs from base 1 to 1953 and encodes 650 amino acids.